Molecule: messenger RNA, 1890 nt
Organism: Zonotrichia albicollis (white-throated sparrow)
Lineage: Eukaryota; Metazoa; Chordata; Aves; Passeriformes; Passerellidae
Source: RefSeq, a predicted model, not a curated record
GGCCCCGAGGAUGCAGCUGAGGCUGAGGAGGCCGUGUACGAGGAGAUGCCCGGUGACAGGAUGGAGCUGAGCCAGCGCCUGGCCGUGGAGGAGCUCCUCAGCACCGAGGCCAGCUACGUGCACAACAUGCAGCUGUGUGUGUGUGACAUCCGGGCUCACCUCCAGGACAAGCAGCUGCCCGAGCUGGACCUGGAAGGACUCUUCUCCAACACCGACGACAUCCUCCAUGUGUCCAGGCGCUUUCUGAAGGGGCUGGAGGACACGCCUGGCCAGGGGCAGGAGCAGCUGCUUGGCAUCAGCACGCUGUUCCAGGAGUUCAAGGAAGAGAUGGAGGCUGUCUACAAGAUCUACUGUGCCAGCUACGACCACGCCCUGCAGCUGGUGGAGAGCUACCGCAGGGACCCCCGGCUGCAGGAGGAGAUCCUGGACACCCUCAAUGCCACCGUGCCUCACACGGGCGCCUCAGACCUCAGCUUCUUCCUGGUGAUGCCCGUGCAGAGGGUCACCAAGUACCCUCUGCUGCUGGGGAAGAUCCUGGAGAACACCCCGAGCAGUGCCAGUGCCCACUCAGCCCUGGAGGCAGCGGCUCGUGCCAUGGCCCAGGUCAAUGCCAACAUCAACGAGUACAAGCGGCGCCGCGAAGUGGCAACCAAAUACACCAAGGCCGAGCACCUGACGCUGCGGGCGCGCCUGGCGCGGCUCAACACGCACUACUGAGGACAAGGAAUAUGACGACCUGGAAGAGAAGUUCCAGUGUGUGGCAUCCAGUGUGGCCACGCUGAAGGAGAACAUGGCAUCCUACCUGGGCCACCUAGAGGCGUUCCUGCUGCCCAGCCCGCACCUGUGUGACCUGCAGAUGGAGCAGGGACCUGCCCAGCAGCACCGCCGCCUCUCCCAGCUCCUGCAGAGCGCCGUGUUCCCCGAGUUUAAGCAGCGUGUGGGCAGGCUGGUGUGGCAGCCCCUCUGCAGCCUGGCAGACAUGCUGGAGGGGCCCCAGCAGCUGGUCAAGAAGCGCCUGGACAAGCUGCUGGACUACGAGGAGAUCCAGGAGAGGAAGAGCGAGAUGGGCAGCGUGAGCUACGAUGAGGAGGCUGCCAUGAACACCUACCUGGCCAUCAAUGACCUGCUGGUGGCCGAGCUGCCCCAGUUCAACCAGGUGGCUGUGCAGCUCCUGGGGCAGAUCCUGCGCUCCUUCAGCGCCCUGCAGCUGGACUUGGCUGCCCAGGUCCUGCACCACGCAGAAAAGGAGCUGGAGCAGCUGCCCCAUGGGCACAUGGCCCUGCCCAGCUUCUGGAAGGUGGUGGAGGACAGCCUGCAGCAGUCGGGUGCCCAGCUCCGUGCCUUCUGCCAGGCCUUUGAGACGGUGGCACCCAGCCCUGGCACACAGGCUCUGACCCCAGCUGAGGAGAGGAAGGUCCUUUCCCUUGUGAGCAAGCACGGCCCAGACAAGCUGUACCAAGUGACCAGCAACGUCAGUGGCAGCAGAGAGCUGGACCUGACCUUGCUGAGGGGACAGAUCGUGGCCCUGCUGCAGAACUCCGACACCAAGGGCAACACCAGCAGGUGGCUGGUGGAUGCUGGAGGUCCCCGAGGGUUUGUCCCUGCUGCAAAGCUCCGGCCCUACAGCCCAGUGCAGGUGCAGCAGCCGCCUGUGAUGCAGCUGCUGGGCCUGGAUGGUGACCCAGAGAGAAGGAGACAUUCCUAUGCAUCCCCUGAAGCUCCCAGGCCUCAGGUGGCCACCUUCACCCCAACAUUCCAGGUGGUUGCCGGCUUCUCCUUCGCAGCCCGGAGCCCGCAGGAGCUGAGCCUGCAGGCGGGGCAGCCCGUGCUGCUGCUGGAGCCCCACGACAAGAAGGGCAGCACGGAGUGGAGCCUGGUGGAGGUGAACGG